GUUGAAAUAAUAUCCUGAUGUGUUCCUGGCAUGAUCUCCUGCUCACUGCAUACAUCAGCCUGUUAUGUCAUUCCAACCACCAUGCGACUCAUCUUUGAAGCAUGUUCAGUGAUCUUUACAUUGGGCAACCUGGUGGCUUCUCAGUCACAACCUCCUGGUUCAAAAGAUGCCAUCCUCACCACAAUAAUAAAUUUCAAUCACGAGAAGAUGCAGAUCACAUGGGCAGCAAGAAAACUAUUUCCCCAUGAAAAUGUGUCAUUUUCUUACACAUUUGAUGAAGGUGAUCACAUAAUCUGGAAGCCAUGUCCCACCUAUUUAUUGGAUCAAGAUUAUAAUUACGGAUGUCUUUUUGAGACAGAAGGACCCACCCUUGCCAUCUCUAUCAGAAACAACAAUGGAAGCAAAGAGCUUUAUUCUAAAAGAUUAAAAUCUGAUUUUUAUAUAAAGCCCAGUCCACCAGAAAAUGUGACCUUCUUGUGGAAAGAGGACACCGUUACUGUCAGCUGUAAUAAACCAAACAGAGCUGUGAGGUGCUUAACACUUGAACUUCAAUACAAAAGCAAGUUUGACAAAGACUGGCAAUCCAGAACUGCUAAGUGUUGCAGUGUUAGAGAGCAAGGCUUUGAUCCAGGGAAAUGUUAUUAUUUCCGGGUCAGACUGAAGAGGCUGGUACCCUACUGCAAUGUAGUUCAUUACAGCAGUGUCUGGGAAGCAGAAACCUUUUGGAUGAAUGGCACGUUAUUAGAUUCAUGUGAUGAUGGUAUAAAAUCUCAGUCAAACACAGUAAUUGUUUUAAUUUGUCUGCUGGCAGUACUUUUAUUGAUGCUUAUCUUCUCGAUUCUUCUAUGUAAAUGGCAAAGGCUUCAGAAGUCAGUCAUGCCUGCUAUACCAGAUCCAAAAUAUGUAUUUGCUGAUCUCUUCAAUGAUCAUAAUGGAAACUUCCAGGAAUGGAUAGACAAAACUGAUCCUGCAGUGGUGCAAACUGAGCUAGAAUAUGAAGAGCCAGAGUGCAUUAUUGAAGCAGAAAACCAGCAAGAAGAUGACAAGAACAGUGACAAACAGGGGCCUCAGGAAAAUCCCUUCUGUUUUUCAGAGGCAGAUGAAAAUAAUGACUUCAAAGUAGCGCAGAUUGCCUGCAUGACGCCAGCAUCCAACACCAUAGCUUCUUUUGCUGGCUUCAAGAUUUUAAUGAAUGAUGACAUGUAUGUGAUGUUAUAAAAUCUGCAUAAUGCAGAAUGUGUUAGGAAAUUUCAUAAAAGAUCCUAAUGAGUUUAGGGGAGUGGCUGAAUGGAAAAAGCUAUCAUGAGUAGAUUCACAUUAAGAAAGACACUAGGUUAUGUUGGCUGGUUUUGGAUCUGUAAUUUCCCAACACUUCUGGACAGUUGAACAGUGUCUAAAACAAGCUCCUGGUAAUUUAUACAGUUAGGAUUUGUUGUUCUAAUUGGGGUUUACCUAAGACUAAACUAAGCCCCAUCUUCCUUCCAUUGAGAGGAGAGAACAAAAGCUCCUGCGCAGUACACGUUCACAGAGGCAAGGCUCAGUCUUUGCACUUAUGGUGUGUGUAGGGCAGUGCAAACCACACCCUUAUCUUCCCAAAUGAAAAGAGAAAAUAAAAAUAUUUUUCUGCUAAUGGUCUUUGUCUCACAAAGACUAGACCAUAUACUGCUAAUUUUCACAGGUGUAGGAUAUGCUUUGCAAGUUUCCCUUAGACUAGAAGCUCUUGCUUUUGCAAGCUGCUUCUCCCAGUUUAAAACUUUGUGCUGCAUGAUGUGCUUAAACAGUCUUAUAAAGAGAAAGUAUAAGCCUCAUGCCUAAGAAGAGAGAGGGAGCAUGCACAGUAUUUGGUCACAAUUUAUCCUGUAAAUAGUCCUGUGUAGACAGCUUUCUCCAGAACAGUGGGGUUUCAUGCCCUCCUCUAGGGUCAGGUCCUCAGUAUUUUAUAGUCAUUGUGUGACUAAGCAACUUCUAGAAAGCUGAGGUUCAUUUUAAGCAGUACUAGUAUUUAAGUAAGUUGCAUUUACUUCAAACUAUUCUCAGUGCAAUCAGCAGCUGUAGACCCCAAUUAGGACUUCUUAUUUAUGUUGCAUAUACCAGCCUCUUGUUCUCAAACUGUUAUAAUAAGAUCAACAUGCUAAAAAAUGAUUCCCCAUAAUCCUCCAAACACUUCUGCCUUUUCCUAUUUAAAACAAGUGUGUGCAAGUUUUUUUUGCCUUUUGUAUAUCCCACGUUUCUGGAUUUUUUUUAUAAAUUAACUACGCAUAAUUUCAAUUGCAUUGUAAAUAUGCAAUGUUUUUUAAACUAAUGCAAGCUGCAUAUAAUUUGAUGAGUAGAAUGUAGCUAAGCUCAGCUCUUCUCAUCUGAUACAAACUGGCAUAAUUGCAUGAGAACCAAAGAAGUCACAGUGAUUUGCAACAGAUAAGAGCCUAUUCCAGUAAUGAUUCAGACAGUAAAUUGAGAAGUAAGGCCCAGAAUGUAUAGUUUAGUUACUUCACAUCUGAACCAAACAUCUGUACAGCUGAUAAUGGAGCUAGCUAGAUACCCUAAUUGAAUUGCUUUCUUUUGAGCAAAUACUUUUAUCUCGGAAUUCAAAAUAUUUUCGUUUAUUUUCCUGAAAUUUUACUGUGGAAAGAAAACAAACCAGAAAUUCAUGUUGGAAUGUGCUGUUGAAGCAUUGUUCCUGAAUUGAAAUACUAUAGUCAUUUAAGUCUUUCUUGCAAAUGAUAUCUUAUACUGUAUUUUAUAGAUAUAAUAUUCUUUUUGUGCAUGUAUACAACCAUAUUCACAUUGUAUGUAAUGGACUAGAAAUAAA
This is a messenger RNA of Cuculus canorus (common cuckoo), 2809 nucleotides long. RefSeq names its product cytokine receptor like factor 2 (gene CRLF2). The transcript has 9 exons. The record is from RefSeq and is a predicted model, not a curated record. Gene Ontology annotation, biological process: cytokine-mediated signaling pathway. Bases 31 to 1218 code for a protein of 395 amino acids. Gene Ontology annotation, molecular function: cytokine receptor activity; protein binding. Gene Ontology annotation, cellular component: external side of plasma membrane. Lineage: Eukaryota; Metazoa; Chordata; Aves; Cuculiformes; Cuculidae.